AUGGGAAAAUCUAGGGUCACUCCUAUCAAGACGGUAACCGUGCCCCGACUAGAGUUAACGGCAGCCGUGUUAUCUGUGAAAAUUAGUUCCUUUCUGCAAAAUGAACUUGAUUUUGUAAAUGCCAAGCAUUUCUUCUGGACUGAUAGCAGAGUAGUUUUAGCCUACAUUAAGAAUGAAGCAAGACGAUAUCAUGUUUUUGUAGCCAAUAGAGUGAGUCAGAUCAGAGACGAGUCACUGCCUUCACAGUGGCAUCAUAUUGACACCAAAAAUAACCCUGCUGAUACAGCUUCAAGAGGACUCACUGUCAAUCAGAUAGAGCAAUCGAGAUGGUUAACUGGCCCCAAAUUCCUAUGGGAGAAGGAACUUCCAGCUGUUGAAAGUAAGGAUGAUGGCGAAAUGCUUCCUAAUGACCCCGAAGUGAAGCUAACUCAAGCUCAUGCUGCUUUCAAGAAGAAUGACUUUGAGCUGGAACGACUAGACUGCUUUUCCAGUUGGCAUCAAACCAGAAGGGCUGUAGCAAAUUGUCUCAGACUAAAGUCCUACUUACGAAGACACUGUGAACAGAAGCAUCAGAGAGCUAACCAGAAGAGCGAUGCUAAGAAAACAGUUAUUGAGCCUAUGUCUGCUGAAUUACUUCUCCAAGCAGAGAAGGAGAUAAUAAGGCAGAAACAAAGAAAGGCAUUCCAUGAUGAAAUUCAAAGACAGGAAGUUAUGAAAAAUGCCACUCGGACAUCUUCUCGUGAGAGGAGACGUCAUUGUAAGACUACCAGCCGUCUACAUCAACUUGAUCCAUUUCUAGAUGGUGAGAACAUCCUGAGAGUAGGAGGUCGCUUGAGAAGGUCUGAAACUUCGUUCACAAACAAACAUCCCGCCAUCCUACCUCAAAGUCAUGUUACGGACCUGAUUGUAGCUCAUUGUCACGAAGAAGUUCUCACGAAGAAUCAGGGAAGAGGCAUGACUACUAACUGUAUCAGAGCCCAUGGUUAUUGGAUUUUGGGUUGCAGUAAUCUUGUAUCCAAGCUCAUCUCUCGAUGUGUUACCUGUCAGAAACUACGACGACCAAAACAGGUACAAAAAAUGGCGGAUCUACCAAAGGAUCGUCUAGCCUCUGAACCGCCAUUUUCUUACUGCGGUAUGGAUUGCUUUGGACCAUGGUUAAUCAGAGAAGGUGGAAAGGAGGUAAAGAGAUACGGCCUUCUUUUUACUUGUAUGUCGUCACGUGCAAUCCACAUAGAAGUACUGAACUCAUUGUCCACUGAAGCUUUUGUUAAUGCCCUUCGACGUUUUAUCACUGUUUGUGGUCCUGUUCGUCAACUGAGGUCGGACAGAGGAACAAAUUUUGUUGGUGCCGAGAAUGAACUCGUGAAAGCUUGGAAGGAGAUGAAUCAUGAGAAAGUUAAACAGCAUUUGCUCAGAGAAGGAUGCGAUUACUUUGACUUCACCUUCAACUUCCCCUACUCAAGCCACAUGGGAGGAGCUUGGGAGAGGCAAAUACGUACUGUUCGUAGAGUCUUGGAAGCAUUGCUGUGUCAAAAUAGUCAGCAACUGGAUGACGACUCACUGCGAACAUUGCUAUGUGAGGCAGCAGCUAUUGUGAAUAGUCGUCCACUGUCUGAAGAAUUCCUGAACGAUCCAUCUCACCUAGAGCCCAUAACUCAAAAUCUAUUGUUGACUCAAAAAUCAAGGUGUACAUUUGGCGAAUGCACAGAAGGCAAUUACAUGUAUAUCCGUACAAGAGCAGAUGGGAAACUCUUCAACAUCGACCGGCUACGUGCCAAAACAAUGGCCAGGAUGGUUCUCACUCAUGUGAUGUACGGCAACGAUGUCGCCCCUGCCAUUCAUAAAGAAGCGGGAGUAGGGCUACAAGACCUAGUCAUACAGCGGCCUGUCCUGUGCAUGUAUGGAGUUUGUAUAACCCAUUAG
Molecule: messenger RNA, 1923 nt
Organism: Lytechinus pictus (painted urchin)
Lineage: Eukaryota; Metazoa; Echinodermata; Echinoidea; Temnopleuroida; Toxopneustidae
Exons: 2
Coding region: 1-1923 (640 amino acids)
Biological process (GO): DNA integration
Molecular function (GO): nucleic acid binding
Source: RefSeq, a predicted model, not a curated record